AGGCAGGUUGACAAAUCGCGUGCCUAUUGGUCUGGAGAUACUGUUAUAAGAUGGCGCCCAGCUAAAUAUAUGUGGUAAAGAAAAAGAAAAAAACUAACUAGCAAUAGCAAGAAAACUUAAAAAGGAAAAAGCCAAAGAGGCACAAAAGUAAAAUUUAGCUUCCGUGUGCUUAGGAAAAGUGGCGCUGCGUCGUGGGUACAGAAGUGAGUGACCUGAGACUCGCCACGGUUGAGGAAGAGAGCUUCUCCUUUAUAAAAGUGGAUCCUGUGGGCAACAAUGAAUAAUUCCCUGGAUAGUACAGGCACUUAUGAGGAGCUUGUGCGACAGAAAGCUCGGAGCAUCCCCCAGCAUCGAAUGAAAGAGUUUCUGGAGUCUUUGGCCAGUAAGGGUCCAGAUGCAUUGCAGGAGUUCAGCCAGCAAAGUGGAGAUGUUACAACAACCACUACGACAAUGGUGUAUCAGCAAGAGGCUAAUUGCAUCUAUACAGACAGCACUGAAGUGGCGGGGUCACUUCUGGAACUGGCCUGCCCUGUUCAGGUGCACGUUCAGCCUCAGCAGCAACCGAUUCAGGAGUCAACAACUCAGCCGCAAACCGUUCAGCAGAAUACAGAGCAACAGAUUGUACAGGUGCAGAUUCAAGGACAGCAGGCUGGUCAGAUGCUGGGUCAAGUCCUCCAAGUGCCCUCUGGUUCCCAUCAGCAGCUUCAAGGCGUGACGACAGCUCAGCUCAUUCAGCCAGGAGAUCUAACUGAGGAGCAGCACCAACAGCUCCAGGCACAGUUGGUGGCAGCUGUUGCAGGGGGACAACAGAUCCAGAUUCAAACAGUGGGGGCCCUCUCUCCCACUCAGCAACAGGACAAUACAGAGAGGAGGGCUCUUGGCACCGCUGGUGCCACAUCCCAAGGGGCGGGCGUCCUUCAGCCAGCUAAGAAACGCAAGGUGGACAUGCCCAUCACCGUCUCUUAUGCCCUGCCCGGUCAGCAGGUGGCGACGGUUCUAGCAAUUCCCCAAGGACAGGGUCAGCAGCAGAGUUAUGUCUCCCUGCGGCCAGACCUCUUAACAGUGGACAGCUCCCAUCUUUACAGUGCUACUGGCACUAUUACCAGUCCCACAGGGGAGACUUGGACGAUUCCCGUCUAUUCUGCUCCUUCUGGGGCCGGAGGUCGGGAACAGGUCACACACAUUGCCAUCCCCCAGGAAGCCUAUGGAACUGUGCAGGUUGCAGGGACAAAUACGACCACCAUGACAACAAUGCCAACACAAGUCACGGUCGAGAAUGACAAGUUGAAAAGCUCUUCCAGUCAAAGUCAGACCGCUCAGGCCGUCUCCAGCAUUACCAGCGCUGGAGGAAUGGGAGGCCACGAAGAAGUGGUGCAUACGUUGGCUGCAAACACGCUUUUCCCUGCCCAGCUAAUGAAUGGAAAUAUCCACAUCCCGGUUGCGGUGCAGGGCUACUCCAAUGCUACGCAGUCCCUCAUUUGGGAUCCACAGCAGCAGGUGUUGCACACACAGGGACUAUCUGUGCAGGAUGGGACAGGACAGCAGCUACAGGGUCAGACAGUGAUAGCAGAGGUCGAUGGCCAAGGCCCGCAGCAAGUUCAAGUUCAGGAGCUUUUGCUCCCUGCCACACUCAAACCAGAAGAGGGACUGGAUCUUUGGCGUGCCUGGGCUCAACGGAAAAACGCAGAAUUGGACAAAUCGGAUAAAAAUAAAAAUAAACUAGCUCCAAUUGGCCGACGCCAAGCACUGCGCUUCCAGGAGGACUUGGUGUCGUGUGCUGUAGCUGAGCUCUGCAUGGGACUCUCAUUAAUGACCACAGAGGCCCGGGGGCUUGAAGGAGAGCCUUAUGACGCUGAUGUUCUUUACUAUGUAUUUCUGUGUAUACAAAAAUAUUUGUUUGAUAAUAGUCGUGUGGAUGACAUCUUCUCAGACCAAUAUUACACUCGCUUUGCUCAAAGUUUACACCUGGUUCUCCAACCCUGGAUGCCAACAGUUCACCCACUCGGUUAUAUCAUUCCCAGUCACGUGACCGAGGAGAUGUUGUGGGAAUGUAAACAGCUGGGGGCUCAUUCGCCCUCAACGCUGCUGACAACUUUGAUGUUCUUCAACACUAAAUAUUUUCAUCUGAAGUCAGUCGACCAGCAUCUGAAGGUUGCUUUUUCUAAAGUGUUAAGACACACCAGAAAGAGUCUAAACAAUCCCAAAGACAAGAACACCAGCAUCCGAUAUCUGAAGUCAACAGAACGGUUCACAGGACAGAAAGUUUCCGAUGACAUGUACUCAGAGCAGUUGGAAGACUCAGAAAAUCCUCUGCGAUGUCCCAUCAAGCUGUAUGAUUUCUACCUCUUCAAAUGUCCGCAGAGUGCCAAAGGACGUAACGACACCUUCUACCUGACUCCGGAGCCUGUCGUGGCUCCAAACAGCCCCAUCUGGUACUCAACUCAGCCAAUCCCUAAAGAGCAGUUGGAGCAGAUGCUGGCCCGAAUUCUUGUUGUCCGUGAAAUCCAUGAAGCCAUUCACAUGUCGGACAGCGUACAAUAAGUGGCCCCGGAGAACAAAGCACCAUGAACCUUGACUCCUCAUUGUCUUCAAUCACUAGUAGUUUUCUAUUCAAACCCUCUCGUGGGCUCUAAGGGCAGCAUGUUCAAGUUCCUGUUCCUGUUAUGGCUCUAUAUACACUAUCUUGUCCGUGUGCAAUGUACAUACCACACACGAUCAAGACUCACAGGAGUUCCUCACCUUUUUUUUUUUUUUUUUUACUUAGCCAAAGGAUGAUUGUACUUGAUCUGCUCAUUAUUAAUUUAAAUAUUUUUAACCAUUGUUAUUUUUAACCAUUACUCUGCGUUAGUUAUUUAUAUGCUUUCUGGAAACAAAACUGUAAUAUAUUUCCUAUAUUCUUUGGCGAUGUUUUGCUUUUUGCGCCUUGCCUUUUAUUAUCUACGUCGCUCGCAGUUGACACAAGAUGGCGCAGUAGUUUUAAACGGUGUGACAUCCCUGCUUCUUGACUCGUAUGUUUGUCUUUCUUGAGUCGAGUUCAUACAACGACUUGAAACUCCGAGGGAUGCUGCUUGUGCUACAGCAAUGGAUCAUUGGAAUAGAACCAUCUCCAUCUUGACUGCAGCUUCAAGGACUUGUAGUGAUGACCAGUGAUGUGGUCAUCAAUGGGAUGCUGCUUUCUCUCCUCCAAUCACAGAGCCCGAAAUUAUUCAGAAGAUUCAUUUACAAAAUGAGUUUAUUAAGGAAAAGAGGACCGAUGAAGGUGAUAAAGCCCUUAAUGUUCUAUAAUGUAAAAUAUAUAUCUGUCCUGGUGUCCAAGGAGACUGGUAGUGCCUGUGUUUUUUUUUUUUUUUUUUUUUAAAUAACCUUUUCUUUGUACAGCCGCUAUACAAAGUGUUUGCCUUUCUAGUGAGUCCAGUAUGAGUUGUCCACAUGCAUCCAUAACUACUGGUAGCCGACAUUGUGUACGAAUAAAAAGAUGCACAGUGACAACCCCUUUCCCCGAACAAAUCUCAAUAAAAGUGACGGUAUAAAACAUUUACACAAAUAACCAUUUGGAAAA
Messenger RNA from Doryrhamphus excisus (bluestripe pipefish), 3559 nucleotides. RefSeq names its product transcriptional regulator QRICH1-like. The record is from RefSeq and is a predicted model, not a curated record. Lineage: Eukaryota; Metazoa; Chordata; Actinopteri; Syngnathiformes; Syngnathidae.